AUGGAGGACAUCCCGGAGGAUAACCCAUCAAGCCAGGACGACUCCCAACCGCGUCGUCCGGUCUCAGAACACCGUGAAGCCACAAACCAAGCAAAAAUAGCAAGCACCAUCCACCACGCAAACGAACACGUCACGACGGACCCACAACAUCCCGAGAAAGCCAGGGACAAAGCGGCACAAAUCAUCCAGGAUCUCUGUCUCCGGGUCCAAGAACUUGAAGGCAAACUAAACAACAGAGAAAAACACAAUAACGAGCAUGGAAGCCAUGCAACUUCCAGGUCAAGAUCCCACCAAGGCAGAUCGCCAAUUCGGCAACACAGUAGGAGAGAUGAUCGCAGCACCUCACGCAACCGCAGACGCGAGAAAUCACCCGAGCGAAGAUACGACAAGAAACACCAUCGCAGCGCUUCUCGGGAUCUAAAUCGUCAACAUGAUUCAGAUGAAGACCGGAGAUACCGAAGCACCAAGCGCACGAGAAGCGACCAUACCAUAAUGGGAGCUACACCCUUCACGGAAGAAAUCUUAAGAGCAAAACUCCCCAGAGGUUUUGACAAACCCACCGACAUGAAGUACGACGGAACCAAAGACCCUCAAGAGCACCUAACGGCCUUCGAGGCCAGAAUGAACUUAGAAGGAGCAUCCGACGCAGUCCGAUGCAGAGCCUUCCCAGUAACCCUUGCUGGCCCAGCGAUCAAAUGGUUCAACGCCCUCCCGAACGGAUCCAUAACUAGCUUCCACGACAUCACAAGAAAAUUCAUGGCCCAGUUCACAACCCGAAUCACCAAAGCCAAACACCCCAUCAGCCUGUUAGGGGUCACACAAAGGCAAGAAGAAUCCACAAGAAAAUACCUCGACCGCUUCAACGACGAAUGCCUGACGGUCGACGGGCUCACGGACUCCGUUGCCAGCCUCUGCCUAACUAACGGACUCAUGAAUGAAGACUUUUGCAAACAUCUCACCACCAAACCAGUGUGGACCAUGCACGAAAUCCAGAACGUCGCCAAAGAUUACAUCAACGACGAGGAAGUCAGCCAGGUCGUCGCUGCCAACAAACGGCAGCACGUCGCCACCCAACACGGCAACCCGACUCCCCGUCAUAACGCACCACCCAAAGAGAACCAACGAGACCACCUUAAACCGACCCACCGACCACCAAGAAUAGGAAAAUUCUCCAACUACACUCCCCUAACAGCACCAAUUACUGAGGUAUACCACCAAAUAGCAGAUCGAGGCAUCAUCCCCAGAGCCCGACCACUCAAGGAAAGGACAGGAGGAAACAAAACCCUCUACUGCGACUAUCACCGCGGAUACGGCCACAAAACACAAGAUUGUUACGAUCUUAAAGACGCUCUUGAGCAGGCCAUACGAGACGGCAAACUCCCCGAGUUCGUCAAAAUCAUCAGAGAACCAAGGCGCGCCGACAGAGACAAAUCACCAGAAAGAGAAGGACGCAACCCAAGAACCCAAAAACCACCCAGGGAAAACACCGAAGAAGAUCCGACCAUCAUAGUGAACGUCAUCACGGGCAAGGACGUGCCAAAUAAGUCAAAACUAACAAUGAAAAAAGACCUCAAGAUAAUGGCCGUCAAAAACCACGACCCAGUCACCUUUGCCGACAGCACGAUAACCUUCCUGCCCGAGGACUGCCAGCACGGCACCUCGGCCGGAGACGCCCCCUUCGUCAUAUCAGCCCGAAUCGGAACAGGACUAGUAAGAAGAAUACUCGUGGACACGGGUGCCGACUCCAACAUCCUCUUCCGAGGAGCCUUCGACAAACUCGGGCUCCACAACGACAACCUCCAAACUCAUCGCCACGGCGUCACGGGCCUCGGAGAUAACUUCCUCAAACCAGACGGCUCGAUUACUCUCCCCAUCACCAUAGGAACAAGCAACCAGAGAAAGACGAUCCUAUCCGAAUUCGUCGUCCUAAAAGACUCCACAGCCUAUAACGUCAUUCUCGGGAGAAAAACAAUCAACGACUUCUCGGCAGUCAUCUUCACCAAAUACCUUCUCAUGAAAUUCAAAGCCGAAGACGGCACCAUUGGAACUAUUCACGGAGACCGAGAAAUUGCAGCCGAAUGCGACAACAAUAGCUUAGCCCUAAGGAAAAAAUCCCAAGACGCGGCCGGAAUAUUCCUUGCCGACCUAGACGCACGGCUUGACGGCCAACCUAGACCGGAACCAGAAGGGGACAUGGAAAAACUACAAAUAGGGCCAACCAAAGAUGAGUACACGUUCAUCAACAGAAACCUCCCACACGACCUCAAAGAAGAACUCUCGCAACUUCUGAGACAAAACAGAGACCUAUUCGCAUUCACACCAGCCGAUAUGCCGGGAAUAAGUCCCGACCUGAUGUCUUACCACCUGGCAGUAGACCCCCUAGCCAAACCCGUGGCGCAAAGAAGACGGAAAAUGUCACCAGACCGAGCCGCCGAGGUCCAAAAACAAGUAAAAGCCCUACUCGAAGCCAACUUCAUCCGAGAACUCCCUUACACGACCUGGCUAGCCAACGUCGUACUAGUUAAAAAGUCUAACGGGAAGUGGCGAAUCUUCAUGGACGCAUAUUCCGGCUACAACCAGAUCCCGAUGCACCGACCAGACGAAGAAAAGACAGCAUUCAUCACCCCAGACGGAACCUACUGCUAUAAAGUAAUGCCCUUCGGCUUGAAAAACGCCGGAGCCACCUACCAGCGACUCGUUAACAAGAUAUUUCGCAACUUAACCGGAAACAAAAUAGAAGUCUACAUCGAUGAUAUGCUCGCCAAAACGGAAUCCGGUGAACAACUAACCGACGAUCUAAAGGUCAUAAUGAACACCUUGCGAAAGCACCAAAUGCGACUCAACCCAACAAAGUGCGCCUUCGGAAUGGAAGCAGGAAAAUUCCUCGGAUUCAUGAUCACACAACGCGGAGUUGAGGCAAACCCGGAAAAAUGCCGUGCCGUCCUCGAGAUGACAAGUCCCAAGAACCUCAAAGAUAUCCAAAAGCUCACCGGCCGACUAACCACACUAUCCCGGUUCCUCGGAGCCUCGGCACAAAAGGCAAUCCCUUUUUUCAAACUUAUGAAAAAAGGGAUUCCGUUCAAAUGGGAGAAAGAAUGCGAAGAAGCUUUCCAACACUUCAAAAAGGUCCUAACAGAACCUCCAAUCCUCGCAAAACCUCAAACAGGGGAAACACUAUACUUGUACCUCUCCAUAACGGAAGAAACAAUCGCAGCAGCACUCGUCCGGGAAAACGAGAAAAAGGAACAAAAGCCCAUAUACUUCAUAAGCAAGGUGCUACAAGACACGGAAGCCCGUUAUUCACGACUAGAAAAACUGGCUUUCGCACUCCUCUCGGCAUCCCGACGACUACGACAAUACUUCCAGGCCCACCCCAUAACGGUCCGAACCGACCAAACGGUCAAACAAGUAUUACAAAAACCCGACCUAGCAGGAAGAAUGCUAGCAUGA
Molecule: messenger RNA, 3450 nt
Organism: Arachis stenosperma
Lineage: Eukaryota; Viridiplantae; Streptophyta; Magnoliopsida; Fabales; Fabaceae
Exons: 2
Coding region: 1-3450 (1149 amino acids)
Biological process (GO): proteolysis
Molecular function (GO): aspartic-type endopeptidase activity
Source: RefSeq, a predicted model, not a curated record